ACAAACCGCCAUUUUAGAUCAGUUGCUCACGCACAUCAGGAAAAGCAUCGUCGAAAUGGAGAGCCAACUUUGCAAGCUUUUUGUCGGUGGACUCAACGUCCAGACAACCGACGAAGGACUUCGAAAGCAUUUUGAGCAGUUUGGCGGUCUGACCGACUGCGUAGUGGUACAAAACCAGCAGUUGAAGCGUUCGCGCUGUUUCGGCUUCGUGACCUACUCCUCGCCGGAGGAGGCGGACGCCGCCAUGAGCGCCAGGCCUCAUGUACUAGACGGCAACAACGUGGAACUGAAAAGAGCGGUGGCCCGGGAAGACGCCGGGAAACCCGAAGCUCUUGCAAAGGUCAAGAAAAUCUUUGUCGGUGGCCUUAAAGACGACAUCGAGGACCAGCAUUUGGUUGACUGCUUCUCACAGUUCGGAGCCGUCGAGAAGGCCGAGGUGAUCACAGACAAAGAGACCGGCAAGAAGCGCGGCUUCGGCUUCGUGUACUUCGAGGACAACGACUCGGCCGAUAAAGCCGUAGUGCUGAAGUUUCACAACAUCAACGGCCACAAGGUGGAGGUGAAGAAAGCCCUGACCAAGCAGGAAAUGCAGACCGCUGGGGGUCGCGGCGGCGGCGGACGCGGAGGAAGAGGAGGACGCGGCAUGGGAAGGCCUCAAAAUGGCUACGGUGGCGGAAGAGGCGGCGGCUACGGGGGCAACUACGGCGGCGGCUACGGCGGAGGAAAUGAUGGCGGGUAUGGCGGUGGUUACGGAGGCGGCUACGGCGGCGGUUAUGGGGGCGGCUACAGCGACCAAAUGGGAGGCUAUGGCGGCGGCAACGGCUACAAUGACUUUGGCAGCGGCUACGGCCAGCAGGCCUCGGGCUACGGCCCCAUGAAAGAACUGCCAAAACUGAUGGGGUUUGGUAAUUCCUCAGUUUUGAGCCUGGCUGGUUGAAGCUCUGAAAAAGUGAGCACUGGAAACCUUUUGGCAAGGGCAGGCGGACUGCGGUUGCUCGUACCUGCAUGCAGGACAUAAUAAAGAAUACUGCCGCAGUGGCAAAACCGAACCUGGUAUGCAGUGGUGCAUAUGUUGCUGCCAUAGAGCUGGAUGAUGAUAAAGUAUGUGAUGCAGGCUCAUCACACUGAUCUGCAGUGUUGGUCACUAGUUUACAUUGUUGUAAAAUUUUUAUUUUUUGUAAAAUGUAUUUCAGCUAAUAAAAGACAUUAACAAAU
This is a messenger RNA of Silurus meridionalis, 1215 nucleotides long. It is a transcript of the gene hnrnpa0a, whose product is annotated as heterogeneous nuclear ribonucleoprotein A0a. The record is from RefSeq and is a predicted model, not a curated record. The transcript is spliced from 4 exons. Gene Ontology annotation, molecular function: RNA binding. NCBI's taxonomy places the organism in Eukaryota, Metazoa, Chordata, Actinopteri, Siluriformes, Siluridae. The coding region runs from base 56 to 937 and encodes 293 amino acids.